Messenger RNA from Beta vulgaris subsp. vulgaris (sugar beet), 1607 nucleotides. RefSeq names its product E3 ubiquitin-protein ligase PUB22. The record is from RefSeq and is a predicted model, not a curated record. Gene Ontology annotation, molecular function: ubiquitin protein ligase activity. Gene Ontology annotation, biological process: protein ubiquitination. Lineage: Eukaryota; Viridiplantae; Streptophyta; Magnoliopsida; Caryophyllales; Amaranthaceae. Bases 180 to 1439 code for a protein of 419 amino acids. The transcript has a single exon.
CUUUGAAUUAGUUUCUCUCUCCUCUCAUACAUAUAUAAGGGGCGUCUUCUUUUCCUAUUCUCAAACCAGCAACACACAUUAACUCUUCAAUUUUAUAGCUUCCAACCCUUUUACAUUCACUCUCAUAUAAACCAGUUUUAAUCAAAAGUUCAAUAAAAAGUCAACCAAAAAGUCAAACAAUGGAUCAUCAAGAAGAAAUCGAUGUGCCACCAUUUUUCUUGUGCCCAAUCUCCUUGGAGAUCAUGAAGGAUCCAGUAACAAUUUCUACUGGAAUAACUUAUGAUCGUGAAAACAUAGAAAAAUGGGUGUUUAUCAACAACAACACUACUUGUCCAACAACCAAACAAGCCCUCAAUGUUGACACCGUCGACAGUUUUCUCACACCUAACCACACGCUUAGACGACUAAUUCAAUCAUGGUGCACUCUCAACGCUUCCUACGGCAUUGAACGCUUCCCUACACCGAAACCGCCUGCGACGAAAGCACAGAUUUUAAAGCUCAUUGAUGAAGCCUCAAACACGUCCCCUCUUGGUCUUGUCAAGAACCUUAACAAGAUUAAGUCUAUGGCCGUAGAAAGCAGCGCUAACAAGCGUUGCUUAGAGACUACCCCCGGAGUUGCCGAGUUCUUGGCUCGUCUCGUAAUCUUAGGUGAAAAUGAAGAAGAAAGAUGUAGCAUGAGCUUGAUGGUAAGUACGGUUAGCGAUCAAGCAUUGAGCAUCCUCACUCAUCUUCAAAUAUCCGAUGAGAUGGUAUUGAAGAAGCUGCUGAAGGACAAUGAAGGAGCCUUGGUGGGUUCCUUGGUAAGGAUCAUGCAAAAGAGCAAUUAUGAGUCACGGGCGUAUGCUAUAGAGUUGAUGAAAAAAUUGGUACAAGUAGCCGAGCCAACACAAGCUGUUGCUCUUAAGCGCGAGCAUUUUGUGGAGGUGGUCCAGUUGAUUAAGGAUGAUGUCUCCCCUAAGGCUACUAGGGCCGCGCUUAAAGUGCUGGCUCUAGCGUGCCCUUGGGGGAGGAACAAGGUUAGGAUUGCUGAGGCUGGGGCGGUGCGAGUGAUGGUUGACCUCCUCCUUGAGUGUAACGAUAAGAGGACUAGUGAGAUGGUGCUUGCAGUGUUGGACCAACUUAGCGGUUGUGCUGAGGGGAGGGCGGAACUACUAGACCAUGCUGCGGGCUUGGCUGUAGUGUCGAAGAAGAUCCUAAGAGUGUCUCAUUUUGCUACAGAGAGGGGAGUAAGGAUCUUGUACGCGAUUUCAAGGUUUUCUGCAAACGCUAGUGUGAUACAGGAGAUGCUACAGCUUGGGGUGGUGAUUAAGUUGUGCUUGGUUUUGCAAGUGGAUUGUGAGGCUAAGACUAAGGAAAGGGCUAGAGAGAUUUUGAAGAUGCAUGCUAGGGCUUGGAGGAACUCUCCUUGUGCUCCUACUCAUGUCUUUGGUUCAUUUUAAUUAGAUCAUCAAAUAGUAUUGCAUUAGAUCAGUAGAAAAAUUAAGAUGGAAUAGCUUGGGUGUCUAUACCAUUAUUUGGGUGUAUAUACAAGAUUUAUUAUUCAUUGGAUAAAACAAUAAGAUUAGAUAUAAUUGGAGAAACCUUUUAAGGACCAAUUCUUUUUCUCA